Molecule: messenger RNA, 4256 nt
Organism: Hemicordylus capensis (graceful crag lizard)
Lineage: Eukaryota; Metazoa; Chordata; Lepidosauria; Squamata; Cordylidae
Gene: DNAL1
Product: dynein axonemal light chain 1
Exons: 9
Coding region: 1510-2094 (194 amino acids)
Cellular component (GO): cytoplasm
Molecular function (GO): protein kinase binding
Source: RefSeq, a predicted model, not a curated record
CAAAUGCAAUAAGAGCAAAAUUAGAAAAGUCAACAACAAACAGCAAGUGCCACCUUUGUAAUGAAACAGAUGAAACAGUGGACCACCUAAUCAGCUGUUGGAAAAAGAUCGCACAGACUGACACAAACAAAGGCAUGACAAGGUAACAGGGAUGAUACACUGGAACAUCUGUAAAAAAUACAAGCUACCUGUAGCCAAAAAUUGGUGGGACCAUAAAAUUGAAAAAGUGGUAGAAAAUGAAGAUGCAAAAAUAUUAUGGGACUUCCUACAAAUAGACAAACAUCUGCCACACAAUACACCAGAUAUAACUGUAGUCGAGAAGAAAGAAAAACAAGUUAAAAUAAUCGACAUAGCAAUACCAGGGGAUGGCAAAAUAGAAGAAAAAGAAAUAGAAAAAAUCACAAAAUACAAAGAUCUACAAAUUGAAAUUGAAAGGCUGUGGCAGAAAAAGACCAAAAUAAUCCCAGUGGUAACUGGCACCCUAGGUGCAAUUCCAAAACAACUUGAAGAGCACCUCAACACCAUAGGAGCCACAGAAAUCACCAUCAGCCAAUUAUAAAAAGCAACUUUACUGGGAACAGCUUAUAUUUUGCGACGAUAUCUAUAAUAACCAACAGUAUUGAUGAUAAAAUUCAGCCAUCCCAGGUCCUUGAGAAGGACUCGAUGUCUGUAUAAAACAAACCAGUUAAUGACACCUGUCUUACUGUGUAAACAAGAAAUAAUAAUAAUAAUAUCAAAGGACGAGAUGGAGGUCAAAGGAGGAGGAAAAUCCUGCAAGACAUCUGGCAGGAGUUGUAUUAGAGAGCCUCUGGAUGGGGCAGUUUAUAAAUGUAAUAAAUAAUAAAUAAAUAAGUUUUAAACUGAAUGGGCAGAUUAAUUAGGAAUAUCUAAUACAUUUUUGCUACGCUUUUGUCCAAAACCCCCCCAGGAUUCUUAAAUAGUGAUUUUAGAACACUACAGUAGGAGUUACUCACUCUCCUUUGCCUAUACCUGGUCAUUUUCGGUUGGUGAUUGUUUUGUAUUUCUAAAAGAAGAAUACAAGAUAUCCCGUACUAAACAGCUUGCAGCAAAGCUAAAUUGACUUUUAUUAGAGAAUGUUUAACAUAUGGUUUACAGAAGCAACAGUGAACAGAAUUUCCCGAUAAAACACGGCCGUGUACUAACGAAUAUGUGGUUGCAUUGGUAGAAAGAAUAUAGAACUGUACGCGCGUUCCUACGGGUUUGGGUAUAGUAAACAUGGUAGCUCUCUAAGCGCCUCAAGAGCCAGCGGCAACUUGUAAACAGAUACGCUGUGCUCGGCUGAAGAUCCCAAAUUAUACCGGAAAUCAGGGGGCGUAUGGUGUUACUCUAUCUUUUUUUCCUCCCUAUCUCUAUGUUAUGGCGAGAUUUCCGGAGUAGAAGCCCAUCUAUUUUCAGGGAGGGUGUUUAUCUGAAGGGAGAUCUGAAUAGUUAGUGCAGAUUAUUCAUCAUCCAAGAGUCGUCUGCGUGUCAGGAGUCCUCUGCAGGAGAAUGGCAAAAGCAACAACUAUUAAGGAAGCUUUAGCCAGAUGGGAAGAAAAAAAUGGUCAGAAGCCUUCAGAGGCCAAGGAAGUGAAACUCUAUGCCCAGAUUCCACCUAUAGAGAAGAUGGAUGCCUCUCUUUCAACUCUUGUUAAUUGCGAGAAGCUGUCCUUAUCUACAAACUGCAUUGAAAAAAUCGCCAACUUGAACGCAUUAAAAAACUUGCGGAUUUUGUCCUUGGGGAGAAACAACAUAAAGAAUCUGAAUGGACUGGAAGCAGUUGGAGAUACUUUAGAGGAGUUGUGGAUCUCAUACAACCUGAUUGAGAAACUGAAAGGGCUCCAUGUGAUGAAGAAGCUGAGGAUUCUCUACAUGUCCAAUAAUUUAGUGAAAGACUGGGCAGAGUUUGUGAGGCUGGCAGAUUUGCCAUUACUGGAGGAUCUGGUAUUUGUAGGCAAUCCACUGGAAGAGAAAUACUCCGCUGACUCACAAAGUGCUUGGGUUGAAGAAGCAACCAAGCGAGUGCCCAGACUGAAGAAACUUGAUGGUAUUCCAGUUAUUAAACAGGAAGAAGGUGAAGAAGGAGAAAACUAGCACAACUAUUUCAUCUUUCCCAUUAAAUUAUUGAUGUAUUUCCAGCACUAUACCAUAUGUGACGCUUUUGUAUAAAUGUCUUUUGAAGAAAAUCUUGGGCAACAUUUUCAGCGGGCUCAUCACCAUGUUUUUCUUUCUCACCCAAAGAAUUAUUUACCAACCAAAACCAGGAACUCCAAUUAUAUGUAUAGACUUUCCUUUCUUGUCUUGAGUAUGGGACAUUUGUUUAGGUCAGUAUAUUAUACUUGCAAGUACAUACUGAUUUUUAAAAAAACAAAUAUGUAUGAUGUUCAGUCUUCCUAAUUUUGAGCAGAUUCUCUUAAUGCAUUUGUGCAGCAGGUUUUUUAAAAUCAUUUUUUAAUCAUUUGAAAAGUAGGGGACGAAACAGCAUUUUGUAUUUAACUCGCUAUAUCAUAGAGAUGUGCAUGAAUCCCGAUUUGAAGAGCAAUCCAUAGCACAGCCACGGUACCUUUUAAAAAGGAGAUGUGUGUGUGCCACCAUCACGCUAUGGCACCUGGGUCUGGGUGUGUGUGUGUGUGUGUGUGUGUGUGUGUGUGUGUGUGUGUGUGCACGCACGCUGCCCGAACAGGAAGCUGUGGCAAAUGGCAGAGGAGCAGAUAUGGACCUGCUCUCCUCCCUUUUAAGUGUACUGGGGUGGUGCUGCGAAUCGCUCUUUGAAUCGCAAUUUGUGUACAUCCCUAUCCGAUUUGUACCAUCCAUGGCCUCCCACCCAUCAUUAGCAUCUCCUUUCUAAAGAAAGGACCGGAAACCCAUUGUGUCGUAAGUGUCUGUCACAGUGUUUCAUCUUUUUCUUCCCACCUGCUAUGUUAAUUAUAGCCAUAUAGGUACUUGUAACAAUUUUAGUUUUGCCUAUUACAAAAGAAAGUGGAUAGCAUGGAUCAAAACAACUUAUGUCACAAAAUAUGUCAAAAUAUGUAGAAGGCUCAGAACUCAUGAGGUUGAGCUGCAUUGGAACCUUGAACUUUAAUGUUCUGGAAGCCUCUUACUAUUUUUGUAUGUAGUAGUUAGUGAAAGAGUGAAAGCAAUAUAUUUGUUUUAGAUGAAGCACUUCCUAAACAUCAGCUUGGUUUGAUGCACUGACUGUGUUUUCCUUUACAUAAUCUGUUUUAAGGAACAAGAGAAUCUAGAGCUGAAUAAAGGCUUGUGCUGUUGAUAUGAAAGUUACUGAAUGGCAAAGACCUUUGUCACUCUGGAAUUUGAUAGUAAUCUAAGGAGGGGCUGCAGCUGUUUAAAGAGGCCUUAAACCUUGCAGGUCAUUUGAAAAUAAGCUUUGGUUUCAGGGUUCAGUCCUUGUUAAAUCACAGCUGAAAAAAUUGCAGGAAUGGGAAUGAAGCUCUUUCAGCUCAAUGUACAGCAUAUUUUUAGAUUAAUUAGAACGCUCUGAACUCCUUUCUCCCAACCCCUAUCCCAACAGAACUUUUAUUUGUAUCACUGGAGUUUUGAAAUCUACCUAAAAGAUGGAAAGGAGAGAAAUGAGAGGUUUCUGUUUGUUGUGGCUGGUAGCAGCUAGUUUUUGCCUGCUCCCGAUUUUCCUACAAAAUGAUUUUGGCUCCGACAAUCAAUUUAUUAGUUAACUUUGCAUAGAAGCAAAUUGAUUAAAUGUGCUUCAUUUUACAUAGUAAUUUUCCACACACUAUAAUCUCAUGUGCAAAUAUAAGUGCAAAUAUAUUUGCUCUUUAGCCUUUGAAUGCCAUCAAACUGUAACAUGGCAAUUGUGCAACAUCUGGUUAUGCAUCUGUUACUUGACCACUACCCCAGCUUCUUAAAAUUGGGCAUUAGCAAGUGAUCUAUUCUUCUCUGAGUAAUCAGGUAUAAUUCCUGUAGUUCCCCAUCAAUUUAAAAAGAGAAUUUCCUACUGUUUGUGGUUCUUUUCUUUGAAGCAUAAUCCUAAAUUCUUUGUUUAGAAUCUGACUGUAAUGUUGCCCUGGAAUGUUUCUUUUUGCUAUUGUGAUAAUAGUUAAUCCCCUUUAACGAUAUCUGAAAUUCAAAAAUAAUUUUUAGGAUGAAUUUAUUAUCCUUAUACCAGCAAUAUGCAUGUUCCACUGACUUGAUUUCCCAAGAAACAAAAAGUUUUACUUCCAUAGUGUGUAUUUAUAUUUCAUUCUAAUUAUUCCCAUAAACUAAUCUUUUAUAUGUUUUCA